Molecule: messenger RNA, 918 nt
Organism: Cetraspora pellucida
Lineage: Eukaryota; Fungi; Glomeromycota; Glomeromycetes; Diversisporales; Gigasporaceae
Source: the annotation of a GenBank genome assembly
AUGUUCUUUGAUGGUAUUCUCAUAAAUCUGGAAUUAUUUACAGCCCAUCCUUUUGUCGUAUUUUUGGUGUUAGGAGUUCUCAUAACCGGUAGUCGAAUUAACCCAACAAUACAGUUCGUUGUUCGAGCUUUUAUAAGUUUUAUAUUCAUAAUCGCAUUUUCGGUUUAUGGUAUCAUUACCGCAAUAUUUUUCUCUUUAAUCGGUAAUCGUGGUUUGAUAAAUUGGGCGACUGCUAGAUCUUAUGCUUAUAUAGCCGGUAGUGCAGUUGGAAUAUCAUAUAAAGUUGAAGGUGAAGAACAUAUGCUUACUGGAAAACCAUCAAUCUAUGUUUGUAAUCAUCAAUCAAUGGCAGAUUUGUUUGUAUUGGGAAGAAUUUUUCCAAAGGAUUGCGUGAUUGUUGGAAAAGCAGAAUUAAAAUAUGUUCCAUUCUUAAAUAUUUAUAUGAUCCUUGGUAAUUCCAUAUUUCUCGAUCGAAAAAAUCGUGAUAGCUCAGUACAAGCUUUAAUAAAAGCUGCUGAUGAUGUUAAAGAACGCAAGACGAGUGUCUUUAUAUUUCCGGAAGGCACAAGAUCUCGUCUCAAAGAAGCUGAACUUCUUCCCUUUAAAAAGGGUGCCUUCUAUAUGGCUGUACAAGCCGGGAUUCCUAUAGUUCCAAUAGUAGUUGCUAAUUAUAGUGAUAUCUAUAGUUCAAGUCGAAAAAUAUUUUGUGGUGGUGAACUUCAUAUGAAGGUAUUACCACCUAUCGAAACAACAAACAUAGACAUUAAUGAUAAAGAGCAAAUAAAUGCAUUGACAGACAAAACUCGUGAAAUCAUGCUAAAAACUUUACGCGAAAUUACUUCAGAACAUAAAGUUCGACCAUUAAAUAAAAAAACUAGUAACGGUAAUACAAAGUUAGAUAAUCAAAAGUCUAGUUAA